Messenger RNA from Macadamia integrifolia, 1078 nucleotides. RefSeq names its product CLAVATA3/ESR (CLE)-related protein 25-like. The record is from RefSeq and is a predicted model, not a curated record. Bases 334 to 624 code for a protein of 96 amino acids. NCBI's taxonomy places the organism in Eukaryota, Viridiplantae, Streptophyta, Magnoliopsida, Proteales, Proteaceae. The transcript has 2 exons.
GCUAGCUCUCUUUGUUCUCUCUCUCUCUCUCUCUCUCUCUCUAGAUCUCUGUGGUUCAAGGUCUGAGAAAGUGCAACAGAAUCCCUUCUACCUAUAAAGAAAAACCACUCCUUACCCACCAUACCAAAAUACUUGCCGUAACCUAAUCUCCCAGCUUCCCUUCCCUUCCCUUCCUUUCUUCUCUUAGUCUCUUCCUUGCUUGGGAGUAUUAUCACCACUGCACAAAUGUUUGUGUUGAUGUUGUGUCCAUCUCUCUUGUUGAAGAACAAGGUCUUCUUCUAAAUAGAGACAAAGGAGCCUUUGGAGGCAAGGAGGAGGAGGAGGAGGAAAGAGAUGGGUUGUGGUGGUGGGUCUUUGAGGGUCUUCCUUAUAUCUCUUGUAUUUGUUAGUUUUAUUGGAUUUUUGUUGGUUGAGGUCCAAGGAAGUGGAGGUUCCAAAACAAAAACUAUUACUACAUCUCCAACAGGAAGUUUCAAGCAAUUGGAGCUGAUAGGAACAAAUGGACCUGUUGUUCAUACAGAUGUAGACAUCAAUUACAUGAGCAAGAGAAGGGUUCCUAAUGGUCCUGAUCCCAUUCACAACAGGAGAGCCGGGAAUUCUAAACAGCCACCCGGCCGAGCUUAAGCCUUUGAUGAUGGAGAAGCUUCACUUCUGUAACAGAAGAUUGAUAUCAUUAGACAAAUCUUAAAUUUCAGAAUCUUAAGCUCCACUUACACAAAUUGUCAGAGGAGGUGGUUGAAGAAAGCAAAGCUUGUCUCUUACAAAUUAAAUACACGUACAAGAAUCCUGAGAAAGAUUAAACCACCUUUGCAGACACCCCACUUUAGUAUUGCCAUGUCCUUCUAAAUCUUAGAGAAGAGAGAGAGAGAGAGAGAGAGAGAUUCAUGGAUUGGGAACUGGAUUAAUAUCUUUACUUUGUUCAUGUAAAGACCAAACGAGUAGAUACAACAAAAAGAAAAGUAGACUGGAACACAACCCAAGAAAUGUUCUAGUAGCACAUAUGAUAUGGGAGAGAGGGUAUGUAAAAUAAUCUACAUCAGUCAAUCAAUCAAUCAUCUUUGGCUUUGGCUUUGGCUUA